AUGGACAACAUGCACUUAGCCCUUGAAAAGUUUGCCUUGGCCCAAGCAGCAGCCAUUCAAGUCAUGGUAUCAUUCAGCAUACAAACUGCUCUGGCAUUGACAAUGAUGUACCAGUACAAGCACCCUACCCUCCAGAUGUCAUAUAAUGUCCCCCUCCCCCCCUUGGAGACCCAUCCAUCUGUUCCACUGCCUACCUCAGGACUCAUGCCUUCCAGUACUGCCAAUUCUGUGUCCCCCAUCCCGGAUAAAAUCGGCACUCCAGAAGAAGAAUGUUCAGCAGUCGACGAUGACAGCUGCGGUGGAGCUGAUGUUGUAACCGUCGCCCGGGCCCCAGAAAAGAAGGACAAAAAGAAUGACAUUGACUGCAUGACAACACAAGACAGUAAGGAAGACACUGCACCCCUGUCUGCAGAAAGAGAUCAGUACAUGGAAAGGCAGAAGAAGAACCGAAUGCUAUAA
Molecule: messenger RNA, 459 nt
Organism: Guyanagaster necrorhizus
Lineage: Eukaryota; Fungi; Basidiomycota; Agaricomycetes; Agaricales; Physalacriaceae
Exons: 2
Coding region: 1-459 (152 amino acids)
Source: RefSeq, a predicted model, not a curated record